AUGGCCGAGCGGUCCAAGGCGUGUGACUCAAGCGAAAGCUUGCCUGCUAAGCGGGUCUUCUCAUCUGAGUAUUCAGGCACGGGUUCGAAUCCCGUUCUUGUCAUUGUUUUGCUCCUUCCGACCAGCACUCUCGCGGGUCUUUCGUGGCCACUGCCGUGCCCGGAAGGAGUCCAAGCUCUGCCUCCACUCGCACAACGCGACCCUGCCAUUCGCAAGCCCACGACGUCCGAAUCAGGAUACCCGACAGCCCCGCCUCCUCCCAGGGCCGUCCGUGGGCGGGGCAUAGACGCACCUGCUGUGCGGAUUGCACGCAGCAAUGGGCCCUCGCUGCCGUUGAGCCUGGGCUCCGCCGGGACAGACGACCUCUCCUUUCCGGCUCGCGCUAUCCCGCCGGCGAGAUCGCUCUUCUGUACGCGAGGGGACCAGAUCGAGAAGGAGCUCACUGCAAGAGGGUAUCACAAGCGAGGUGCGUAUCCACACCACUCCGCUCGCGCAGUGCGCACCAUCUCUUCGUCAACUUCCCCCCUCAUCAGGCGCAAGUCCCAUCGGUUCACCCGCCCGCGAGUCGGAGCGCCGGAAUCACCCACAGAGCGCGCCCCAGCGUACCUACUGGACUCGGGACUCGUCGACGUGGAGAAGCUGGCGUUGGCACCGUCUCCGCAAGCCGACGCGUCGCGCGAAGAGCGCGCGCAGCGGCGGCGCGCCGUUCACUCCCAUUCGCAUGCCCAGUUCUCAGAGGCUGUGCGCCGCACGCUCGCUCAGCCGGAAGGCGCGUCUCCGGAGGGCAAGGAUCUGUCGCCGGAGCAGAGACGCGAGAUCGAGUAG
Rhodofomes roseus is the source of this 825-nucleotide messenger RNA. RefSeq lists its product as uncharacterized. Lineage: Eukaryota; Fungi; Basidiomycota; Agaricomycetes; Polyporales; Fomitopsidaceae. The transcript is spliced from 3 exons. Bases 1 to 825 code for a protein of 274 amino acids. The record is from RefSeq and is a predicted model, not a curated record.